Molecule: messenger RNA, 1077 nt
Organism: Prorocentrum cordatum
Lineage: Eukaryota; Dinophyceae; Prorocentrales; Prorocentraceae
Source: the annotation of a GenBank genome assembly
AUGCAGAGCCGCUUCGGCCAGGGCCUCAUGCAGCGCAUCAGGCACGGGCACAGUCAGUCCGCCGAGGUGGCAGCGCAGACUAUGGCGCCCAAGUGCCGCCCAAGCGGCCAGGGCGGCAUGCACCACGGCACUUUCAAGGCGACCGCGCGUCGCAAAGGCGAAUGGAAGGAGGACUGGAACGAGAUGUUGGCCGACCCGCUCAACCGCGCCAUCGUAGUGGAGUGGGAUGCCACCCUCAAUCACAGGCUGCCUGAUCACGUCGACGAGAUGCUUGGGCAGAUCCGCUCGGACAUGUGGCGCCUACAGCGGGACCUCAGCCUGCCCUCCCAGCCGUUCAAGGAUGCCGUCGAAGUGCUCGACUCCGGAGGCACGGCGGUUAAGAGCAGCCUCAGGAGGAGGCAGAUGGAACUCUCCCGCCAGAUCAAGGAGAAUAUCCAGGACCUCAUGAGUGAGAGCUACGCGAGGGCAGAAGGUGAACGGGGCCCAGGCAUGGACGUGCGGCAGAAGCAGGUGAUCCAUGACCAGGUCUCUCACAACGGCCCCGACAUGUUCAGAAAAGCCUCGGACUUCCUCACCGGGGAGCUCGACGGCCUGCUCGAGCACCUGAGGGAACAGCUUGCUGCGCUCGAGCAUGAUGUGCUGGUCGCCCUCGAGCGCGCGAUGGUCCUCACGUGCGCGCACGCCGACGAGAUGAAAGCUCUCCAGCGCCUUCGCGACGCGUGCGCGUCGUCGGUGGCAGGUGCUCUUUCCGACAUUUCCGCCAUUGCCGCCCAGUGUCAGGAGCUGAGCGAGCUCGCUUCCGCCAAAGAGGCGGCCGUGCGAGUUGACAAUGCCACGGAUGACGGCGCCACGGAUGAGUCUGCGGAGAUUCCUCACGAGUGUUUUUGCCCGAUCACCCAGAGCAUCAUGAGUGAUCCGGUGAGCACCGCCGAUGGGCACACCUACGAGCGCGCGUCCAUCGAGAAGUGGCUGGAGGAAAACACCACCUCGCCGGUCACAGGUCUGCACCUCACCAACAGGACGCUGAUCCCCAACCACAGUUUGCGUAAAAUCAUCGGCGAUUUGGGCCUGUCGUGA